CACCCCACUUUCUUCUUCUGUUUAUUCCUCUCCCAACUGCUUCACUCUGAUAUCUAAUAUCUUCCUUCUUCCUCAAUGGGUUAAUUUUUCCCCUUCACCUUGAGAUCUCCACCCCAGAACCUACCUCUCUCUUUCCCUCCCCCUCUUCUCUUCUCUUCUCUUCUCUUCUCUCACCUUUAAAUCACACCCUUUUACUCUCUCUCUCUCUCUCUCUCAGUGGGUUUUCUGAAAAAGGCACUGGCCAGGCUUUCUCAGUCUCAGAAGGUGAAUUUAUGGAGCCUCUGUGACUGCUUUACUCAUCAGCACACUGUAUUACACUUUAUAUAUACACCGCAGCUUUUUUCGCUUUAUCUCCGUCUCUCAACUUUUUUCAUUGACCAGUUAAACCAAUGGCUUCGAUCACUCCCUCUGAUGAUCAGUCGACGCUGAUCAGAAAGCCCGUCAUGAUUCAACGGAGGCCGUUGAUGCUCAAGGAUUAUCUCCGGGACGAUUUCCUCAGCUCCUGCUCAUCCAACGGCUUCAAAUCGUUUCCCCGGCGACAGUGCUGCAGCACCCUUCGAUACCUCCUGGAGUUCGAUCUCAAAGCGAGAUGCUCACUAACGACCGGCGCCAAACGGCAUCGUUUUCUCCGCCGAACCCGUUCGAAGGCGGUUGCUUCCACUACAAUCUCGGCCUUGCACAGAGCUUCGCAGGCUGUGAUCAACGCCGUCAAGAAACAACUCCCAUUUCAUGAAUCCGUUAAGUCUCCGUCAACGCCCGCACGAAACGGACCUCUGAAAGGGCUUCUACCUCGAAGCCUUUCGCGGAAGCUCUUUUCCAGAAAGAGCUCUUGGAGGAAAGCCGAAAACAAAGAUAGCGAUAUCGGACGGUGUACAUUGUGCCGCGAGAUUCCCAACGAGCGAGACAAACCGUCCGAUUCAACGAGCACCAGCAGCCACAGCGACAGUUGGGCCGAGAGCGAGUUUUUUACUUCGGAGAUUUUACGGUCCUCCAGCGGUAACUCCGUGAGCUCGAGCGAAAACGACGUCGUGGAAGGUAAAACGGAUUUACCGGACAAGAAGGUAGUAGGCCAAACAGUCGGCGACGAUUCCAUCUUAGCGGCAACCACCUCCACCUACUCCGGAGCUAACAUAAAGGAGUGGCCAAAUGAAGAGGAGAAGGAACAACUCAGUCCAGUGUCGGUGCUGGAUUGCCCAUUUGAAGAUGAUGAAGAUAUUAGCUCGCCUUUCCACAGUAAACUUGCCCACAUAGAAGGCACGAAGAAAAAGCUUCUACAUAAGAUCCUGCGGUUUGAGUGUCUCGGUCAGCUAGAGCCAGUGGAAUUAGAAAAACGCAUUGCACUGUCUGAGCUCAACCAUGAAGCUCCUCCUCAAUCCCCCAUGCAACCGUGUUCAGAGCAGAAGAAGGCUCAAGAAUUCCUUGACCUCGUCAAAACAAAAAGCUCACCACAUGGUACUAAAUUCAGUAGUGCAGAAAACAUGUUGUUAGAUUUCUUUAGAGAGAGGGUUGAUCAAGACGAUGGAUUUGAGCUUCAUGAGUUAUUGAAGGCGGCAGAAGAUUGGCUUAGUGGGAAUUCUGAUCAAGAACUGUUGCUGAGAUGGGAGUUUCAGGAUUCAAGAAAAGUAUAUCUCAGGGACAUGGAGAAGGGUGGGAAGUGGAGGAUCUUGGUUGAAGAUAAAGAAGAGGUGGCAUUGGAUAUAGAGGUUGAAGUUUGGACUUCUUUGCUUAAUGACCUGUUGGAUGACCUCUUUUGAUGAUCUUAGAAUUAGACGACUGCUUUUUUGGGUUUAGGAUUUGAGACACAGAUCCAUUUUCAGUAAUUUUGUUACUCAGGUCGCUAGCAAUUCGUACAAUAAAUACAAGAAAGAUGUGUCUGAACAUAUUCAAACAAAUGAGUUUG
This is a messenger RNA of Corylus avellana, 1900 nucleotides long. RefSeq lists its product as uncharacterized. The record is from RefSeq and is a predicted model, not a curated record. NCBI's taxonomy places the organism in Eukaryota, Viridiplantae, Streptophyta, Magnoliopsida, Fagales, Betulaceae.